Messenger RNA from Cutaneotrichosporon cavernicola, 486 nucleotides. RefSeq lists its product as uncharacterized. Bases 1 to 486 code for a protein of 161 amino acids. The transcript is spliced from 2 exons. The record is from RefSeq and is a predicted model, not a curated record. NCBI's taxonomy places the organism in Eukaryota, Fungi, Basidiomycota, Tremellomycetes, Trichosporonales, Trichosporonaceae.
AUGGCACCGAGUAUGAGACCCAGAUUGACGCCCAAGGCGUCGCGCAAGCCCAAGACGCGGGGACGUAUCACGCGCGGCCGCAUCAUUCCCGCGACGCGCAUCAGUGCUCGCACACACGUUUGGAACGGCCUCGCGGAACAUAUUGCGGCAGUGGAUGCGCGCGCGGCCAUCGGGACCAUGGGACGAGGGUGUGGCAGCCCAUCGACCACACCACAGCCACCCACGCCAACGGACCUCCCCGACGACAUGGGGAUCUUUCUCGCAUCGUCAACGGACGACAUCUUACCUACCGAGUUCCGCGUACCGAGAUGGGACUGUAUAGACUUUGGCGCGCUUAGACGCGCGUUUAACAAGAAGUUCCAUAUUAAGGGGACGAGCACGCUGCAUCUAGGAAAAGAGCAACUGAAGCAGUCGAAGAAGUGGACGGCUGCCGACGUCGGGCUCAAGGAGGGCGACACGAUCGAUGUUCAGUUCUGGACUCGAUGA